GGAACAGCAUGGAGCGCGAGGCACCUCACAGAAAAUGUCAUACCGCGCUGCCAACAGAGGGAACGAGCACACUUCUCAGAGCCACAACUACGAUCCACAUGAUGUAGUCUGUCACAUUUGGUUGAUAUUUUGACGCUUGCUGACAGACGCAGAUUGAUACGUGAUUGGGAGCUUCUAGUUUUGCGAGCAGCGGGACUUCAAAUCGCGCAUGCCGCCAAACCGGGAGUAUAUCUGCCUCUGAAUUAUCACCCACACCGACUUAAAACAAUGGCGAGGCGCAAAAGGCGCAACCUACUGAAUUGUUGCGCUUAAAAGCCAGCCUGGACUACACAGGAAACCAUCUCCCCCCACCCGGCUUCUUUUCUGCGAUACAACAGGGAAGCACAGCGGAGCGACAUGGAAAGCCCGACCGAGAACCCAACCAGGGCUGUGGAAUAUUUGAAGGAGCUUAACAAGAUCAUCGAGACCCAACAGGAGUUGCUGGAGAGGCAGAGGGGAAGGAUAGAGGAGCUGGAGCAGCAAGUGUCCGACUUGUGCACGGAGAACGCCUGUCUGAAGGAUCAGUACCAGCGGCACCUGGCAACCUGCAGGCUGCUGCAGGGCAGCAACAGCCUGGUCACACUGGGAGCCAUCAAGGAGCAUAUCACACAGGAAAAGUCUGAAUGUGACUCCUCAAGAAUGGUCAGGAGACAUGCCUCCCUUCCUGUCGAAGUCACAGAGAACCCUGUGAGGUUGGUGUCUGCAGGCUGCAGAAGAGUCGACCCCUGCCGCAAAUGGAAGUCAGCUUCCUUUGGUGUGGAGGGGGAUGGACGGCCCAAUGAGAGUGGCUCUUCCCUGGAUGGUGGAGCUGGCUAUGGCCAGGGCCCGGUGACUCACGGCUCAGCCAUCAGCCCAGACCGAUUCGACAGCCCGCUGUACAGCCACGGGGUCCAACCCGGGCCUCAGAGACCCCGUCGGCCGAAGCUGCAGCACUCGCAGUCCAUUCUCCGUAAGCAGGCAGAGGAGGAGGCCAUCAAGCGGUCCCGCUCGCUCUCUGAGAGCUAUGAGCUCUCCGCUGACCUCCAGGACAAGCAGGUGGAGAUGCUGGAGCGUAAAUAUGGUGGACGAUUCAUAACCCGGCAUGCAGCCCGCACCAUCCAGACAGCCUUCCGCCAGUAUCAGAUGAACAAGAACUUUGAACGUCUCAGGAGCUCCAUGUCUGAGAACCGCAUGUCCAGACGCAUCGUUCUCUCCAACAUGAGGAUGCAGCUCUCGUUUGAGGGCCCUGAGAAAGUGCACAGCUCCUACUUUGAAGGGAGGCAAGUGUCCAUGACGGAGGAUGGCACCCCGCUGUCCAUGGUGCAGUCUGAAUGUGGAGAUAUAGAGGUCCACCAACAGGCUAACAUGGCAUCUCACCCACCCCAGCAGGGUGACCUGACAGACGCGAUCACGGAGCUGGAGGACGCCUUUUCCAGGCAGGUCAAAUCUCUGGCUGAGUCGAUAGACGAUGCACUGAACUGUCGCAGCCUUCAGGGAGAUGAGGGUCCUGAACCAGAGGCUAUGGGCUGCUCUAAGGUGGAGAGGGAGGUGCCCUAUCAGGUGAAGGCUCAUCGCAGGGCAGCUGGACGAAUGCACGAUGAAACAUUGGCGUCCUAUAGUGAUGUUACUCUGUUCAUCGAUGAGGAGGACAUGUCUCCCUCUAUGGCUCUGUCGAGGUCAGGGGACCAGCCCUCCAGCACAGAAUCAGACUUGCGGUUGCGGUCAGUCAACUCCUCCCAGGACUACUGGCCUAUUGACCCCAAAGAUGAGGGUCGUGACACAGACACGAGCUGCCGCAGCACUCCUUCUCUAGAGUGCCAAGAGCAGCGUCUUAGAAUGGACCAUCUUCCUUUGUUGACCAUAGAACCUCCUAGUGACAGCUCUGCGGAGCUCAGCGACCGCUCUGAACGUAGCUCUGUUAAACGGCCGCCUGUGUAUGAACCGCACGGCCACAUCGUAACAUCAUCCCAGGCGAGUCCUAAACACAUCUCCCACGGACCCCCACCACGAGCUUCCUCCCGUGACGAUGAUGCACCUCUGCGUCACCGUCACCGCCAGCUGGAAAGCCACUUAGCUAUCAACGGCUCAGCCAACAGACAGAGUAAGUCCGAAUCCGACUUCUCCGACGGGGACAACGACAGCAUCAAUAGCACAUCCAACUCUAACGACACCAUCAACUGCAGCUCCGAGUCGUCGUCGAGAGACAGCUUACGAGAGCAGACGCUCAGCAAGCAGACUUACCACAAAGAGACUCGCAACAGCUGGGACUCGCCCAUCUUCAGUAACGAUGUUAUACGCAAGAGACACUACCGCAUCGGCCUGAAUCUCUUCAACAAGAAGCCAGAAAAGGGCAUCCAGUACCUGACUGAGAGGGGAUUCAUCCCUGACACACCUGUUGGUGUGGCUCACUUCCUGCUGCAGAGGAAGGGUCUGAGCAGGCAGAUGAUUGGAGAAUUUCUCGGCAAUCGACAGAAACAGUUCAACAGAGACGUCUUGGACUGUGUGGUAGAUGAAAUGGAUUUCCAGGGCAUGGAGCUGGAUGAGGCUCUAAGGAAAUUUCAGAACCACAUCCGCGUUCAGGGUGAGGCCCAGAAGGUGGAGCGACUCAUCGAAGCCUUCAGCCAGCGCUACUGCAUCUGUAACCCCACAGUGGUGCGGCAGUUCAGGAACCCUGACACCAUCUUCAUCCUGGCGUUCGCCAUCAUCCUCCUCAACACUGACAUGUACAGUCCCAACGUCAAACCCGAGAGGAAGAUGAAGCUUGAGGACUUUAUCAAGAAUUUAAGGGGUGUGGAUGACGGGGAGGACAUCCCUCGGGAGACUCUCGUCGGCAUCUAUGAGAGGAUCCGUAAGCGAGAGCUCAAGACCAAUGAAGACCAUGUCUCACAGGUGCAGAAGGUUGAGAAGCUCAUUGUGGGAAAGAAACCAAUUGGAUCACUCCACCACGGCCUGGGAUGUGUGCUGUCGCUGCCCCAUCGCCGGCUGGUGUGCUACUGCCGUCUGUUUGAAGUGCCAGAUCCCAACAAGCUCCAGAAGCUGGGCCUGCAUCAGCGGGAGAUCUUCCUGUUCAAUGACCUCCUAGUGGUAACUAAGAUCUUCCAGAAAAAGAAGAACUCGGUGACGUACAGCUUCAGACAGUCCUUCUCUCUGUACGGGAUGCAAGUCAUGCUGUUUGAAAAUCAGUAUUACCCAAAUGGAAUCAGACUUACAUCAGCGAUACCAGGUGCGGACAUCAAAGUCCUCAUCAACUUUAAUGCGCCCAACCCCCAGGACCGCAAGAAGUUCACAGACGACCUGCGAGAGUCCAUUGCCGAGGUCCAGGAAAUGGAGAAAUACAGAAUAGAGUCUGAGCUGGAGAAGCAGAAGGGGGUGGUGAGGCCCAGCAUGUCCCAGAGCUCCGGUCUGAAGAAGGAAGCUGGCAACGGGAACAUGAACCGCGCCAGUCUGGAUGACACCUACGCCAUGGGCGAGGGCCUGAAGAGAAGCGCCCUCAGCAGCUCCCUGCGAGACCUCUCCGAAGCAGGCAAGCGGGGGCGUCGCAGCAGUGCAGGAUCACUAGACAGCAAUAUGGAAGGGUCCAUCAUUAGCAGUCCGCACACACGCCGGAGAGCCACCACGCCACGUGAGGGCGCAUCCCGCGGCCACCCCUCCAUCCCUAACUCAGCAUCGACUUCCAUUCUUGGGUCGCUCUUUGGCAGUAAGCGAGGCAAACCGUCAUCCCAAAGCCACGCCCCUUUUCCCCCGCCCGGCCAGCCCACCCUCAUAUCCCACAAGCCCCACCCGACCAACCUGCACCACACAGCACAGGUGGGGCACACAGCGCAACACCACAGCCACCAUUCCCAGUACUGCCAAGUCCCGCAGAACCCGCCACCUUACCACCACCACCACCACUACCACCCGCCGCCUCACACGCAGUACCACCAGCACCCGGGCUACACCUCACACGCACACCAACACCCGCAUUCGCAGCACAGCCAUUACAGCCAGCAUUCCCAUCAUGCCUCACACUCCCAGCAUGCCCCUCACCACCACAGUCAGCAAGCGGGUUCGGCGCCUGGCGGACCCAAACCUAAACACAGUGGCAUCAGCACCGUAGUGUGAUGCUAGCGAGGAGGAACGGGGAGCGAACUUAAUGAAGGAGGGACAAUUGCUUACACCAAAGGGACUGACAGCAUAACUCUAUGGCCUGUCCACUGUGUUUUACUGCUGCUGUGAUGGAAACAAGUCACAUGCAGUUUUUCACCUCCAGGUCCAACUAAUAUGCAGGAUGGAAAUCGGACUCAAAUCUUCCACCAGGGGCCUUUACUAGUUUGCCUGAUCAUGGGCUUGGCCCAGUCAGGGUUUUUGUGGGUUGGGUUCUGUACAGGAAGAUGCUCUGUGUUUUCCACACACUCAACGCCGGCCGUGAUGGCUGCAGAGAAAAUCUUUUCUCAGCGAGCCGCUCCCCAACUGCUUCAUCCCCUCAAUAAGCCUGUCUUACCUUCACAUAAUCAGGAGGAAAGACGACCCUGAGAUGAGAACAUGGCUGACUGUUUUCUCUGUCACAACGAUGGCGUAAUUCCUUGUGCACAGCCUUUUCGGAAGUUGACUUUCAACUCUUUGGUUUUGCAGCUCCUACCAUCAUAUGAAUGCAAUUUGUCGUCGCCUCCCGUAGAGCUCAUAUGUAGUGGAGAAACCUUAGAUAUAAUCAUUUCACACUAAAUCAAAGGACAGGUAAACAAACUGAGUCGACCAUCUCAGUCAUUGUAGUUCUAGUGCUGUAUUUACUGUAGAUGACAGCUAUAUGUGUUGUCUCCUAGCUCUCAUAAAUAAAUGUGCCAAUUAUUAAUGCAUAAUCUAUUUAGUCAAGACUUCAUGUACAGUAUAUUGUGCGUAAAGUAAUUUGUAAGAUUAUACUUACAAUUAUUAUUAUCAGCAAAAAUGAAUUUUAUCAGUAUUAUACUGACUCUGUGGUAACAGGAUGUAGAUCUGAAAGGAGUGAACUCCCAUUCAGUGCGGCCUAUAAUCUAUUCUGGAUAUUUUUUUUGCCUUUCGAACGGAUCAAAUGAAGCCUCUGGAUGGCAGCUGUUGCAUAUGGGCCUCAAUAUUGAAGCCUCAAAGCAGACUUUUCCUGUAGACAAAUGAAAACUGGGUCGGUUGUUUUAAUCUCAGUUUACUUCUCAGACUGUGGCUGCUUACACUAAAAGUAAUAAAUGAAAAGACAUUUUUAAAUGGCUCGGUUCAAAUGUUACAAAUGGAUCCACAGAGCGUGUCGAACAUGUAAAGUCUGUUGCCUUUAAGAUAUAUGCAACAGCUGCUCUCUCAAAUCUGAAAAUCAAUUUUGAAAUCUUCUUUUGCCUUGUUUAGUAUAUUUUUUUCAUUCACCAACAAGGUGAGUGACUAAAAUCAGUUCCCUACAUAGUGAAGUAUUUUUUUCAUCUUUUUUUUCUAUCAUAUGUGCAAUAUCUUUGUACUGAUUUUGUACAUUACGAACAAGCAUGGUGUCCCUCCAAUUUGUGUUUUUUUUUCUUUCAUGUUGCGUCAUUAUUUAUUUAUUUUGGACCCCUGUCAGAGUCUUUCUCGGUAAAUUAAUGUGUGGCUGUCCUCGUGCUCUUAUGAUGAGAGGUACAGACUUGGAGUUCAGUGGAAUGUCUAGUGAGUGAUUUUUUGCAUGUAAUGUUAUUAAUGUGAGGCUAUCCUCUGCACAUUGUAUAACAAAAAUCAGUGUUACCAUAGCAAGUUUAAGUGCAAUCAUGUUCAGAAAACGCAGACUUGUACUGAGAGUGGAAGUCUGUUAUCUUGUUGUCCAGGAUGAGAUUCAGGUGAAAAAAAAUCUUUUUUUUUCAUUGAAGAAUAUAUAAAUACUUACUUACACAGUUCACAGUGGAAAGAGGAAUGUGUGUAUAUAUUUUAAUAAAAGGAAUAUGCUUCUCUUUGGGCUGAACAGAAAUAUUUUGCUGGAUAAGCACAUAUGAAAGAAACACUUUCAUUUUUUCAGGAAAUGCAGUUAUACAAAAUGCAAACUGAACAAAGGAACUGGGUAUAUGUAAAGAAUAACUUUCUACAUUCUACAAAUAAGAGUCUAUUCUAGUGUGUAAAUUAGUGACAGUAAACUGUUUGUCCCGAUAUUCAGGUUGUAAAUGUAUUUUAACAUUCACAGAGAAAAGCAUUGCCAUAAGUCAAGCUUAUUAUUUCCACACAUUUCUCCUCAUGUGAAGUAACAAGGAAAAGUUCAAAUGACAGACAUAUCACGUUAUGGGACGUUAAUGAUCAGCUGAAUGUGUCUUUCCAUUGAUUUCGUAAUUUUUUUGCGAUAAUUCUGAAAUCUUGGGAUAAUGUAAAACUGAGGGAUCUGUUGAUUUCGGUGUGUGUUGUAGUGCUUCAAAUGUCUGUUUGUGAGAAAGUACCCCAACGAUGCACUGCAUGGAUCAUCAUGUGUCCUAUUCACUGUGAGCUGAUUGGGAAAAAAAAUCAGCCUAUAAAUUUUUAUUAAUUUGGAAUUUCCUGAUGUGUUCUUGUUGCUCCAUGUUAUUGAAGCUCAGCAUGCAUUUCAUUAACAAAGCCAUUGUGUAAAUUACAAACAUGAAGAACAUUGCACUUCUGUUGCUGAGGGCUUUCAUCGUGUAAAUACGGGAUUUUUUGGUGUGCAAGCUUGGAAGGAGGGAGUUUAUCUUUAUGAAACUGUAAAGGGACCAAGACGGGGGUUAUUGCAGUUGUACAUAAUGUGUAUAGGAUCAGUACUCUAUUCUGAUAUCUGCAGCUAAGAUCAGGAUGUAUAUUCAUCACCUCACAGAUGGAUUCAAGGGGGGGGGGUAUAUGAACAUAUCGACUGUCUCUGCCUCUAGCUGUCGUGAAGUGACAUUUGCUGUAGAAAUCAAAAACAGACUGUUAAGAAAGUUCGCUGCCAUUUACAUCCAGCUCUCUUUUCAUACAUGCACCCCCCCCCCCGAACACACCCACACAAACAGACAACAUACACACAUCCUGCAGCAAGCUGUUCAGUCUGGCGUGAGACACAUUUGAAAGAAAAAAAAACAAUAUGAAAAGACAAGAAUGGCCUCAUUUAUAUGUGCAUUCUGUUUGUACAGUGAGUAGUGAGACCCCAGUUAUUGUAAAACUUCAACUGUGACAAUGUUGAGAACGCAAAAUAAACGAAUAUAUGACUUAUGGUA
Molecule: messenger RNA, 7172 nt
Organism: Plectropomus leopardus (leopard coralgrouper)
Lineage: Eukaryota; Metazoa; Chordata; Actinopteri; Perciformes; Serranidae
Gene: iqsec1a
Product: IQ motif and Sec7 domain ArfGEF 1a
Biological process (GO): actin cytoskeleton organization; regulation of ARF protein signal transduction
Molecular function (GO): guanyl-nucleotide exchange factor activity
Source: RefSeq, a predicted model, not a curated record